AUGAUCGAUGCUUUCUACAUCUUCACCAAGCGAGGGCUGCUCCUUUGGUCUACGCAGCUGGUGAAGGUCAAAGGCAAUCCUCUAGACCGCCUGAUCAAGGAGGUCCUGUUGGAGGAAAGAGUGGGUGAGACCUUUGCAAACGUGGAUGCGUACAACUUGAAAUGGAAGCUGCUGAACGAAAUGGACCUCUUCUUCGUGGUCGUCUACCAGGGGAUUCUUCAAAUGGCCUACUUGGAGGGCCUCUUGGCUAUGGUGGCAAAGGAGUUUGUUCAACAUGUUAGCAACUCCUUCGGGAACGGCCUCACAAUCAAGCACGUGGACUUCGACCAGGACUUCCUCCGCUGUCGGCAGAGGGCGGAUAAGGAGCUGAAGGACUCUCGCCGUCCAGGCGGUAUGCGCUCCUUCGCGGACACCAAGAAGGGUGCUGAGGUGCAAAAGACCCGAGAGGAGAAGGGCUUACCACCGACUUUGUCGGCAUCCAAGAAGGGCAAAUCUGGAGGGGCAGACGACGAAGAUGACGAGGAUGACGCCGAUGCUGCAAAGGUUGCCGAGGCCAGGGCGAAGCUUAGUGCGAAGCCCAAGGCAAAGAAGGAGGCGGAACCUGCGUCAGCAGAGAAGCCCAAGAAGGGGAAGGAGGCACGCCACUGGGAUGGCGGCAAGGUCUCCAAGAGUUUGAUGCAGGAGCUGGACUUUAGCAAGAACAAGCCCGACAAUGAUGCCGACCUCGCCGCAAAGCAGGCAGAGUUUCUCGGCUCGGACGAUGAAAACUUCGAUGCCGAGGUCGAGUCCAUCAAGUCGUCGUCGGGGUCGGAGGACGAAGCCAAGGAGGACAGCGAAGGCCGUGUCGGCGGUCUCUUCAAGUCGCUGACCCGUGGUGUCAAGAAUAUCACGGGCGGCGCCGUGCUCGGUGAAGAAGAUCUUGAGCCCAUCUUGAAGAAGUUCAAGACAGAGCUCAUGACCAGGAAUGUGGCUGCCGAAGUGGCGGACAAGUUAGCUGAUUCAGUGCGAAGAAGCCUUGUCGGUAAGACCACUGGCAGAUUCACUUCAAUGGCAUCGACGGUGAAACAGGCUCUCAAGGAGUCCAUGGAAACACUCUUGACGCCAAAGAAGUCGAUUGACGUGUUACGAGCAGCUCUCGCCGCGAAGAACGCGGGACGGGUGUACACUAUUGUUUUUUUGGGUGUGAACGGCGUGGGCAAGUCCACGAACCUCGCCAAAGUUGCGUAUUAUUUGAAGCACAAAGGUGGACUCAACGUCCUCAUUUGUGCUUGCGACACUUUCCGUGCGGGCGCAGUGGAACAGCUGAAGACGCACUCCAGGUGUUUAGACGUUCCUUUGUUUGAGCGUGGCUACGGCAAGGAUCCAGCCGAUAUCGCAAAGAAUGCAAUCGCGCAUGCAAAGGCGAACGGUCAUGAUGUAGUUCUUGUAGAUACCGCAGGACGGAUGCAGGACAACGAGCCGCUGAUGCGGGCCUUGGCCAAGCUGGUGGCCAUCAACACUCCUGAUCUUGUCCCGGGCCUAGGCUUUCCUGGGAUCAGUGCAUGCGUUUUCCCUCUGCUUUUGCAGUUUGGAGCUGCCUUAUCGCGGGAGCCUUUGAUUUUGAGGCCGAGCGGUGCAGUGACCGCAACGGCGGGGCGACAAGUGGAGUCGCCAGCACAUCGCAGACAGAGGAAGGCCAGGACCAAGGCCAGAGCCCUGCUGCGUGGAGUUCUUGCGGGUUUUGUGAAGUGGGGUCCGAGGGCGGUGCAAGCUCUGAGGGCCGUGGAGACGCACCACUCCAAUUCAGAGCUGCCUCAGAGGAUCUACAGGUUUCUUUUGCAGCGCCGCAACAACGAAGUCAUGAGCGAGGCGUGGAAAUGCGGCAAAUGCCGCACCAUGUGCAAAGCGGCAGCCGCCUACUGCGGAAAAUGUGGUGGGCACUGGCAACAGGUGCUCGAGACCAGUUACUGGGCACCGCCGCGUGGAGCGCCGUGGAAGCCCAACCAGGGGUGGAAUGGCGAUUUUGCCCAGGCACACAGGAGCCCUUCCCCCAGGCGCCGCAGAAAAGGCACUGGGAAGUCCCAGCAGCUUUCCACGGAUGGAGGCCGCAGCAGUACAGAGAGUUCGUUUCCACAACUCUCUGCUCUUCCCCAACCUCCUGUGCCCAAACUCCCCGCCAAGCCGGCGACGCCAGCAGCCACAAGUCAGGCGACUUCCAGCACAGGCGAGCCGGACCAGAAACUCAUCUCGGAGCUGCUCUCGCUCAUCCCGGUCGAGACCCUUCCCGCAGAUGUUCAGCGCCGCCUGGGUCAGAUUACCCAGGACACUGCCCUCAAGCAGGGCAAAAGAAUGCACAAGUUGGUUUCCGAACAGACCCAACUGAAGAAGGAGCUCGAGAAGCUGAAGUCCGACAAGCUGGCCUUUUCUACGGCGUGGGAAAGCUACAUUACACAGAUGCUGGAAAUGUGGCAGCGCCAGAGCGAAUCCAGACUUGCCGCUCUGGAUGCUUUCGUCGACAAAGAAGCGGACCUCGUCUCCAAGCUCGCUGCAGUUACCAAGGAGCUCGCUGCAGCGACCGCCGCCGAGGCCUCCGAAGGCCACGAUGUGGACAAGGAGGACGACUCGGAUGUGGAGCUGCAGGCGGCCGAAGAUAUGGUGGCCACUGCAGCGGCUCAAGAGGCGGAAGUGCGCGAAAGGCACCGGGUCACCAGGGAAAAGAUGGUCGAGCAGAACAAGCGGCUGCACGGAAUGCUGGAACAGGCCCGGCAAGACGCAGAGGCCGGAGCUGCCAGGGACGGCAGCCGCACGCCACGCCGCAAGGUCAAGGAGGAGCCCAGCGAUGGGGAAGUCGUGGACCUGACCAAGCCGUCGCGCCCUGGUGCGGUCACACUCAUGAAGGACGAGCUCGAUACCCUCUUUCCCUACGCGGAGGAUCCGAGGCUGGAGCUUGCCGAGGCUGAAGAAACAGAGCUGCAGCGCAGCCAAGCAGCGCGCGCCGAGUAUGACACCAGCGCUGGAAUUGAAACGGUGGAUCAACCCUUCCAGAUUCUCUCGGUGCGCAUGCACAGGCCCGGGAUUGAGUCCGAUGCGGGUUGGUCGCCGUGUUCUCAAGCAGCGUUGGUUGCAUACUCCAACUUCUUUGAGGAGGCUCUCGGCUACCACGGGGGUGAGACUGAGAGUGAAAACUGUACAAAGCGGCCAGCGGCUGUACAUAGGUUCCCUUAUAAUGUACAGCCACGGGCGACCCUUUACAAUGACACCAGGCAAAGGUGGCUCAAUCUUUUCGUGCGGACUGCCCACCGUUUCCUCGGGCGGUCGCAUCUCCUUCUCACUAUGUCCGAGGCGUACUGGAAGGGCGGUUCCAUGUCGGACCCUACAGUACGUCGUGCCACAGGUUCUGAGGACGAGGUUGCAGAGGUUCCCAGGCAGAGAUUUUGCAACGCAGCGGAGCUCCUCCCACGAGCCUCCCACCGAGGGGCUCACGUGGAUAGCUGCCACACUGCCAUCUGCCCCGAGGCUCCGGCCAAUUGCACUAAGGACGCUGCCGAUGGUACCUCCAUCCCGAGCAUCAAGGACCCUCUGUCGCAGAGAGUGCAGCAUUUGGCUUGCACCUCGCCCGUCCGCCGUCCCUCUCCUGCCCCACCACCGCAAGGUGCAAAUGUUCCAGCGCACUCCCGGCCCAGGCCAUCUACUAGACGGCCGUCUGCCUUGCAAGUCACCAUCGCAGCGACCAUGCAAGUGAGGCCAGAAACCUUGGUGCCCAGACUGCUGCACCUCCCGCCGGGUGAGCUCGGGGCGUACACACGCGCCCCAGCGGCCACAUCAGAUGGGGGCAUCUGCUUUACCAUCUUCGAGCCCAGACGACACGUGCAAAUCCGAAGAGCAGGGGCUGACUGGACAAUGAUUGAAAUAAUUGCUGAGGCACAAUCAGCGGUUGACUUCCGCGCGGCCCAGGUUCAGGUGCUAGCUCAGCCCAUAGGUGGGUUUCCGGUGCCGCAGCUCGUCCUGACUCCUGCCCCGGCCGGGGCCUACACCGCCAUGCCUUUCGACUGCCGUCCCUGUGGAGGGGGGGUCUACACCAUAGUGACCCCUUUCACAUACCACCAUUCACAGGCUUUACAGGCUGCCGAUGUGACAGCGUCCGGCAGGCUCCUUGCCGGCAGGGACAUCGAGGACCUGCGCCUUGCUGAUCAGGGCGGCCGUAUAAUCCAGGGAGCGAUCCCCUUCGAUGCGACUGAAUGGCUGGAGGUGAGCCGGGCCGAUGCAGAGGCCGAAGCCGAGGAGCAAGCCCUCAUGCAGGUACAGGCGAGGCUAACGGAGGCCACUCCGCGCCCAAGGCAGGCUGCUAAGUCAACAGGCGAUAGCAGGAUUUUCAGGAGAAGCUGCGUCUACCGGGACACGCAGCCCUUUGGCCGCCCGGGAGCCCAGCCUGAUUACGAUGCGGAGAGGAGGCUGGCCUCAAAGCUGCCUAAGCCCCCCGCGACACCUCUGCGGGCAGACGACGAGGUCGCACAACCAUGCGAUAGGAAUCCCAGCCGCGACCGCUCAGCAGUCGCAUCCGACUCGCCUCCAGACAGGGAGCGCCGCUUCUAUACCAUCUUCGAGCCGAGGCUGGGGUACCGCAGGCGCCCAUCACUCCCACAGUGGACACUUUGGCAGCACAUCAAUGAUGCUAUAAGACAAGUGCCGAACCCUGUCUGGCAGGCUUUUGUCAUCACGGCACAGUUGCCGGGCUUUCCAGGCCCACAGAUCACCCUCUCCUUCGCCGACUCCCCACAGCCAGGGCGUGCACUUCCGGUCGAUCUCCGGCUUGUCGGGGGGGACCUGCACACAGUGGAGCUGCCAUGGCAAUGUGAUGCGUCCAUUGUAUGGACGGCCCUGCAGGAAAAGGGGGCUGACCUGCCGGGCCGCUGGCAAAAUUUCCAAGGCACAGGUUCGCUUUCCUUUUACAACCAGCUUGGUGAAGAGAUCACUGCAUGGGAUCUCGCCGGGGACACCAUCCAAUGGGCGAGUCUUCGGGCUCAGCACGGAGAGGCGGCGGAUUUUGACUGGAACACGGCCAUAGCAAGCAUGUCCACUGCUACAACAACGGCGGUGGCAACUGAGGACGCAGCCGGUCCCCCACCUUCCUUGCUGGGGAUUAGGCCAUACCGCGGGCCAGCCUUAGCUGCUCAGAUCCAGAUCUUCCCCCACUACCUGGCUAACACCGCACUGCACGCGAUGACUGCGACUAGCCUACACCUCCAUGAGGGCCGCGUGCAGACGAGCAGCAAUUCCAGGGUGUACUCGCUUUUCUGCGGCCGGGACCCUCUCUGUUUCCGAAAAGCAGAGGAUGACUGGACCGUUGGCCAGUACAUCUCGGAUGCAGCAACAGGCGCACAGGCAGAUGUCCGUAGUGUGCAGAUACUCAGUCUCCACCUCCACUCCCUGCCUACCCCACAAAUUGUUACGACCCCUCUGGAUUCGCCAGCUGGCUCCUCAAUGGUCCCUGUGGACGCCAGGUGCAUCGGGGGAGGCAUACACACUAUGGCGCUGGAGGCAGGCAUGCCAGCGGCGGCCAUCCUUGAGGCACUCGCCACCCAAGAGCCCCCGCUUUGGACGACGAUACAGCAGCUUGCCGCCCUCGACGCAGCGUUCCUUCAGGACGCCACAGGCAAUGUCUGGGACCUCUGCCCGGAAGAUGUGACGUCCUUGCAAUGGCUGGCUGUCCGCAUUGACAGCAGGGCCAGUGCAUUGCCCCUAGGUAUGCAACCACCCUGCAUUUCCAUGGGCACGACCACUACUACCACGGGAGCGAUGGCUGCCUAUCACGGCGAGCACCUUGUCACCAUUGUUUUGUCUGGCGGCGGAACGGUCCUUCGACUCGCUCCGCAGAGGGUUUCUCAGAUAGAUGUGUCAGCCAGCCUCACAGAACUUCUGCUAGUACUGGCGGCCCACGGGCGUUUACCGCGAGAGCCUGUUCUCUCCAUCGCGGCGGCAAUGCCGCGCACCAUGGCGCAGCCGCGCCAUGUCCUUGUGGGUUUUAUAGUACAGGGCUUGGCGGAGGAAGACCAUGAGGUCAUCGUGCUCCAAGACCAGAGCCAUGACGGCUCCCUCUUGACCGCGUUCACCUUGGACACCAACGUCAUGCCGGAGCACAUGCUAGCCCCCGCCCAGACGCGCCGAGGUUUUUCCAUUGCACUGAACGGCUCGCCACUGCAAGGCUCACGCAGAGUCCUCCGGACAGGAGACCUCCUGCAGCUCCAGCAGGGAGCCCAUUCAGCCCGGGUAUGGACAGCGGCUUUUGCUUUCCAGCUAAUCCCUGCCCUGCGACUCUUUGCCCUCAGGAUCCGCCUCCCAGGGAUGCGUCGCUACACGAGUGGAUCCCUCACACCAAGAGCAGCUCAAUCAGCAAGGAGGUACCUCUCCCAGGCAAUCCAGCUCCGAAUGCUGGAGCAAACCCUCGACCUGGGUGAGCCAGGGAGGAAUAGCCACCCCGUUUUGGUCAUGGGCCCAGGCCACGGCCCUUUGCUUCUGUACGUCCCGGCGGAGAGUGUGCCCGAUGCACAGGAGGUUGCAAGGUUCCUCACUUUCUCAGGCCUUUUCGACCCAGGCACGGCAUAUGUCCUAACUGGCGCACAGUCCGGCACGGUGCCAGUGGUGGUCAGUGUACCCAGGCGAACUGAGGUGAUGACUGUGCUGUACCCUUCGCCCGACGAGACCGAUACCGUGCUGCAGCUUUUUGUGCCGCCCGAGUCUCCCCUGCACAACCUGGGCGCCUUGUGCCGACGAGGAAUGGAGCUCGUCUACCCGGCAUCCGUCACCCACGGUGCCGUGAUACGAGAGCGAGCACAGAGGAUUCGCUCAGCUGUGUCCUCGGCCGGGCACGCGGACAUGUCCCUUUUGCAGACUAAGGCCAAGGUACUCAGGCGCAACCAGGACCCCGCUCCCCCUCCCCCUGAGCCAAGCGAGUCCCCAUGCCCCGCACCUCAAGGGACCCCAGCUGUGCAGAUUGCCACCCCUUUCGGGCGACGCCGGCUUGAAAUCCACGCUCAAGGCCCACCGGCCACGGAGGCUACCCCGCCACCGGAUGCCGGCAAGCAAACCCUGGUGCUUGAGGAUGCAAUCCCACCACCACAAGGGGGAGUUGGAUGGGCGGUCACGAGCGAGAUGCUUGACCAAUGUUUGGAGAUGCACGGCCUCCACAAUUUGCAUAGAGACCUCACUCCCCUGGACAGUGACCUCCGCCAGCAGGCAGCUGCCUGGCAGAGCCUCCCCGCAUGGCAGCCCACCCGUCCGUGCGAUGAGCUUUUCAUCUUCACUGACGGAUCUUUUCUCAAGGGCAAAAGUGCGGCCACGUGGGCUCUGGUGGUGGUUGCGAGGCAAGGCCGAAAUGUAGGCAGUGUAGGUUUCGUGGCCGGUCGGGCCCAGACUCACGACCCACAGGAACCUUCAUCAUACCACGGAGAGCUCGCAGGUCUGAUGCAUGCCACUGCCUUUGCCUGCAAGGCACACUGCCCCAUAGUGCAUAUUGGUAGCGAUUGCCAGUCAGCUUUGCUUGUUGGCACCGGAGCCGCGGCGGCGCAGAUGUCUGAUCCCGCAGCUCGCGCUACCCAGGCACUGACUCACUUGGCGGGGAUCUGCGGGACCCUCGUCCUCUGGCACAAAAUCGAGGCUCACCGAGGAUGCGCUUUCAACGAGCUGGCAGAUGCCCUCGCCAAGCAAGUGGGGCGUUUUCAGGGACAGAGCCCAUGGCCCUGCGACACCACGAGCUUUGAUUAUGCUGUCCAGGAGCACCUGAUUGAGCAGCUGUGGCUCUCCUGUCAUUGCAUCCACGGCAUACCUUGCAUCUUGCCGAACGGACAAUGGCCCGCGACCUCCAGCAGCCCAGUCCACCAGCAAUGCGACCCCAGCCCGGCCGGGUGUGCCGACCAAGCCCCCCCAGAGGCCCUCUGCCAACUGCGCAUGCGAAUAGUACAGUACAAUGUACUCUCCCUCUGCGGCGGAGCAGCCACGGCACUUAUGGCCAAGGGCUUGAGCCAAAACGACAUUGCGGUUGCAGGUUUCCAAGAGACUCGCCAGCGGCAAGAAGGGUUUAGCACCCAUGAGGGGUGGUGGGUCCUCAGUGCUAGCUGUACGGAAAAAGGUGUCGGAGGCUCCCAGGUGUGGAUCAAUCCACGGUAUGCAGGGCUCAACUGGGAACGCAAAUGUGUUUCUGUCUUUCAUUCCUCACCGCAGAUCUUGGUUGUCCUCUCAAGGGUCAAUGGGCUGGAUCUAGCCAUCGUUAGUGCACACGCCCCUCCUGCCACCAGCCCGGAAGAUGUCCUCGACGACUGGUGGGGAACUCUGGCGCAGAUUCUGGAAAAGGUCCCUCCGCGCUUCACGCUCCUUCAGUGCAUAGAUGCGAAUGCCAGAUUCCAUCCUGAACCUGAGCGCCGGGCUACCCUGGAAAGGGCGCCCAUUUGCGGCAAUGCUCGGAGGCUAAGACAGCAUGCUUUUUCUACGGAAGCCGAGCUCACAGACCUCUUCUCUCAGAGUGGGAAUAAACUCGUGUCUUGGCGCAGCCCCGCGGGGCAAACCGCGCUCUUGGAUUACAUCCUCUUUCCAAGGGGCUGGAAGGCCGCUGCCACUACCGAAGAUACCCCAGACCUGCAGGAUCUCCACGGAGACAUUGAUCAUGCGCCAAUCCUGCUCACUCUUGAUGUCUGCUGCGCGGCGCGCCAGGGAACCACCGAAACACGCAUCGAUGUAGCGGCACUUCAGACCCCUGCAGGGCAAGCCAUUGCCCGGCGGGCCCUGGAGACAGUCCCUCCCAUCCCGUGGGAAGUAUGCAGCACGCAACAUUUGGACUUCAUCCACCGGCAUAUUUUGCAGGCUCUUCAGGAGCUGCCCAGAGCCCCCCUUAAGCCCCGCAAUCCCGCUUACACGCCCGCCACACUUGACCUCGUGCGACGCAAGCGACACAUCCGCAGGUGCCUGCGCACGGUCCGACAGCGCGGAGAACUCCUGCAUCAAACGGAGCGUUCCCAGGGCCAGCAUGAUGUGGAAGGCAGUCAGGGCAGGUUCGAGGCACAGGCGCGGCAACAAAGAUGCAACGAGGACAAGUGGGUCCAACUGCUACGGGAUGUAUCGGACGCACUCACCCUUUCCAUGCAGCAAGACCGUGCUGCUUUCGCGCGGGCUGCUAUUAUCAAUGCUCGUGCGGCGGGCCCCCGCGAGUUUGCUUACAAGUUACGAGCGGUCCUGAGGACUGGGCGACGCUUCCGGAGCCCCCCGCUUGUCCCGGUUUUCCAAGGCGAAGACGGUGUCACGGCGGGGCGCGAACCGGUCCUCGACACCUUCGCCGACUUUUUCUCACGUCCCGAGCGAGCGAGACCGGUAGCAAGGCGGAGCCUUUACAGCUCACAACUCAGCCCAGGCCCGCAGCCGCUCAAGGACGCCAGCGAAAUGCCAAGCGUGGUGCAACUUUCCAGCGCAAUUGCGCGUCUCAAGCGCGGCAAAGCGCCUGGUAUCUCCAAGAUACCUGCAGAAGUUUUUCAAUGCAGCCCUAUUGCCAGCGCAACAGCCAUCUGGCCGGUGAUGGCCAAAGCUCUGACACGGGACCCGCUACCCUUUCAGUGGAGAGGAGGCAUGGCGACGGCUAUCCCAAAGCCAGGCAAAGAUGGAUUCUCGCCUCAAGGGUACCGCUCGGUGAUGCUUCUGGAGCCAUCUGCUAAAGCGGUUCAAGCCGCUUUCCGGCCGUCCAUACAAGAGGCUUUCGUCGCCCUCCGCACCCCUCUUCACUACGGAGGGCUCUCCGGGGCGCCCAUUACCCUGCCCGCUUCCUGUGCCCGAGCCCACCUGCAGUACCUUAAUACAAAGGGUCUAUGUGGCGGCGCAGUCUUCAUCGACUGUGCAUCGGCCUACUACAGCGUGGCACGCGAAAUCCUCGCAGCCAGGCCUGACCAGAUCCGAGAUGAUCAGUGGGCGCAGGCCCGAGCAGCUGUCUUCUUUGAAGACGCCCCGAGCCGGCACGCCUUCAUACAAGCGCUCAGGUCUCACACUGCUGCGGCCACGCUGGCUGAUAAUCCACUCCUGGCGCAAUUCCUCGCCAAACAGCUUGACGGCACGUGGUUCGUCACAAGGACGGACACGCAGGUCAUCAUGAAGGCAGAGAGUGGGACGGCCCCCGGGUCGCCGAUCGCUGAUAUUCUCUUCGGGAUUGUUUUCCAGCGAUUUCUUCGAGACAUCAAUGCCACGCUGGAGAAGGAGAACUGCCGGGCCUUCGCGUCUUUCGCGGCAGACGCACAGCCAGACAUAUCCGCACCAACCUGGGCAGACGAUGUGUGCGUACUGUUCCAGACGGACACGCCUGCGGCCGCCCCGGAUGCCGUGCAAGAGAUCCUCCGCCACGUAGUGGCAGCCAUGAGAGCCCAGGGCCUGGAGGCAAACAUGGGCCCAGGUAAGACCGAGGCCAUGCUGGUGCUGCACGGCGAAGGCUCCCGCCAAGUACGAAGGGCUCUUUUCUGCACCGCAAGCCCCAAGAUUGCCUUCCAAGGGACGCAAGGCGGUAUGGAGGUGCGACUCACACCCGAGUAUACCCACCUCGGGUGUACCCUCCGUGCUGACGGCAAUGAACUCCCUUGCCUCCGACACCGGGAACAGCAAGCGCUGCAAAUCUACCGCCCGCUCAGGAAGCGUCUCCUCACGAACCCCUUCCUGACCGUCCGGGAGAAGACAGACUUGAUCCAGUCCAGGGUGCUGCCUAGCUUUUUGCACGGCGCGGGGAUGUUAACCCUCCGAAACACCAAGGACAAGGACAAGUUUGAAGACACUAUCUUCAAAAUCUACAGGGGCUCCUUUCGGCCAAUCCUCGGGGUGUCUUGCCAGGGCUACACUAAUGCUGAGAUAGUGGCCGCACUCGGAUUUGCCAUGCCAUCCGAGUUGCUUAUCGUGGCAAGGGCGCGUACCCUAGCUGAGCUCGUCAAGGCUGACCUAGUACCCGUGCUGCGCUGCCUUGAAUCGACCGCUACGUGGUGGACGGAGGCCAUACGGGCAGCCGGGAGGGUCGGGAUCCUCAAUGACCCAAGCGUGAGUGCAGAGAAUGCUGCAUGCAACAUUCAACAUGACCCACGCACAGUCUCCCGACGCUGCCGGGCUUUCCUCCGUAAGGCCAGGGAGUCCCGACCCUUCGAUCACGACAAGCUUGUGCCAAGGGAGCCCCCGGAAACAGUUUUUGUGACCACGGCCGGUGGCCCAGCCCUUCCCUGGCCAUGCGACCAAUGUGGCAACGCCUAUGCCACCCGCAGACAGCUAGCUGUGCACCAAUCCCGCCACCAUGGCCGCAGACCGGCGGCGGUCUGCAGCGCUUUCGGGACCUGCUGCCAAAGGUGCCUCAAAGAGUUCUGGAGCCUCAGGCCAAAGGCCAUGGAUGUUGUUCCACCUCUGAACGACGGUGCUGCUAUGGGUGAAAUUUACUUUAGAGAGGCCGUUGGUUCUGAGUUUGACUAUGUGGUCUUUGAAGCUUUGGGCGAGCGCUAUGAAAGGCUUGGCCUGGCGGUAGGCCAGGUGAUUCGAACCUAUGAGGUCAACAGCGAUGGUAUGUUUUUGGACCUGCGCUACUUAGGUCCCAAGGUUGAGGAGCCAGAGCAUGAUGACGAUGAAGAGGAGGACCCCGUCGGUGCUGCUGCUUCUCGGCCGGCGGUUAAGAAGCGAAAGAAAGGUUUGCCAAAGGCGGCGGCCAAGGAGGCGGUAGCUUUGGAUGCCAUGCUUGAUGAUGGCGCGGAUUUCAUUGCAGAGGGCAAGGACACGAAGGUCGAGAAGAAGCUUGGGCUACUUCGGGCGAAGCUUCUUGGAAAGAAAGAAGAAGUUCGAUCUCGGGGCCCUGGCUCAGUGUUGGCUGGGCGGGCCGUGGAGGCGGCCGAGAAGGUGAAGACCAAAAGGUCAAAGCAGCCGAGCGUGAUCCGCAAUUUGCAGAAAGCGCUGGUCGGCAAAAGCCGAAGCCGGGGUUCUAAGGAACCAGACUCCUCAGGUGAGAGCGACGAGGACGCCGAGGAGGAGGACGAGGACCUGGACUUUGCAAGCUCUGGCUGGGAACAGCGGCGAAAGAAGCUGAGGAGGACUGCGGAGGAACGCCCCGGCAAGUUGUUGCUUUCUGGUUUGCAGGCUAUGAGUGAGCAACUGGGACAGGUCACAGGGGACGACUCGACGGAGGCCAUGUCCCCAAUCAUGGUCCGCUACCUCCUGACAAUGGUGCUGCCGACUCACCCGAUUAAGGUCAUUGGGGAGGCGAAGUACCGGGAGCUUCGCACGCUAUGCCAGGCUUUGGAUGCUUUGUUGAAGGGCAAGGUGGAUGCAGCCGGGGACCUUCUCAUGCAGCGCUUCAAGUCCCUUGUCAUGUCGCUGAGGGACAACAGUGAUAAGUUUGGCCGGUUCCUGGAGCUCAUCCCGGAGGAGAUGAUCGGUGUGUCGCCCGAGGAGACCUUUUAUGCCAGAGAGUUGGCGCACAAGACCGCGAAAGCGGAAAAGCCAAGCCCCAUGCGGGGCAAGGAGGAGCGAAGGGUGACUUUCGUGGACGAGCCCCAGACGGAGGCCACCCCGAGGAGGAUGCAGAUGGCGGUCUCCGAGGCCAGGCAAAAGACACCGCGGAAGCCGGGCGAGACGAAGAAGGUGCCUCACGCGAUCAUCAACGGGACUCUUCAGGCCAGCUGUUUUCAACUUUGGCGUUUGCUCAUCGUUGCGGUGCUUAAUGGUGAGUACCAGUCCUGGGACGGAGAUGGUUUUUGUGAAGGUGAGUUUCCGGGGAAUGCCAGUCAAGCGAGUGCUUUCACACAUUUGGAUGAGUUGUGCAAUUAUUUUGCUAGAGCACCUCUCGAUGAACGAUGUGGAAUGAGCCCUGAGGACGUGCUCAAAACCAAAGGGGUGGAUUACACUGGGGAUGAGGUUCUCCAUGCACUUCCUUUGAAGGUCGGGGAACUUUUGCCGGGACUUCCUGCCGAUGGUGUUGCCGGCAGCUUGCAGGCGAGCGAUAUUGCACAGGGUGAUGUCGCAAAGUGGUUGUUGGAUCCGGAGCUCGCGUUAUUACCCCGAGAUAAGUGGCCCGAUCCUUUGCCGCGUGCCUCUAUGAAUUGUACCAAGGAUGACUGGUAUGAGUUAGUGCCACUGUUGGUAAAGAAGCGCAUUUUGGAGCCCAUCAGCAAGUCCGAGAUUUUCACAGUCAGUGGUGUCCCUGUCCUAAAUGGAGCGUUUGCUGUCCCGAAGAAGGGCACACCUGGUAUUGGCCAGGUUCGGGUGACACGGCUCAUUAUGAACAU
This is a messenger RNA of Symbiodinium sp. CCMP2456, 13250 nucleotides long. NCBI's taxonomy places the organism in Eukaryota, Dinophyceae, Suessiales, Symbiodiniaceae. The record is from the annotation of a GenBank genome assembly.